This is a messenger RNA of Erinaceus europaeus (western European hedgehog), 880 nucleotides long. RefSeq names its product platelet activating factor acetylhydrolase 1b catalytic subunit 3 (gene PAFAH1B3). The transcript has 6 exons. The coding region runs from base 155 to 847 and encodes 230 amino acids. The record is from RefSeq and is a predicted model, not a curated record. NCBI's taxonomy places the organism in Eukaryota, Metazoa, Chordata, Mammalia, Eulipotyphla, Erinaceidae.
GCAAUGGACUCGUCCACUCCCUCCGCUGUCUCCGCCCACGCCGAGUGGUCCCUUCCGCGCCCGGCUGCCCUGCGGCGAAUGGUCUCUUCCCGGAGGGCCAGCGCCCGAGCCUCCCCGCCCACCGUCGGCCUUCCAGAGCUGCAGCGCCGCCGAGAUGAGCGCGGAGAACCCGGCCAGCAGGCCCACGCCGGUGCAGGACGUGCAGGGCGACGGGCGCUGGAUGUCCCUGCACCACAGGUUCGUGGCCGAUAGCAAAGACAAGGAGCCCGAAGUCGUGUUCAUUGGCGACUCCUUGGUCCAGCUAAUGCACCAGUGCGAGAUCUGGAGGGAGCUCUUUUCUCCUCUUCAUGCACUUAACUUUGGCAUUGGAGGGGACAGCACACAGCAUGUACUGUGGCGGCUGGAGAACGGGGAGCUGGAACACAUCCGGCCCAAGAUUGUGGUGGUCUGGGUGGGCACCAACAACCAUGGGCACAUAGCUGAGCAGGUGGCCGCUGGCAUUGAGGCUAUUGUGCAGUUGGUGAAUCAGCGGCAGCCACAGGCCCGGGUCGUUGUGCUGGGCCUGCUUCCAAGGGGCCAGCACCCCAACCCACUUCGUGAGAAGAACCAGCGUGUGAAUGAACUAGUUCGGGCAGCACUGGCUGGCCACCCACGAGCCCAUUUCCUAGAUGCCGAUCCUGGUUUUGUGCACUCCGACGGCACCAUAAGCCACCAUGACAUGUAUGACUACCUGCAUCUGACCCGCCUGGGCUACACACCUGUCUGCCGGGCACUACACUCCCUACUCCUCCGUCUGCUGGCCCAGGACCAGGGCCAGGGCGGCCCCCCACCUGAGCCCGUACCCUAAGUAUCUCUGCAACAUUAAAUUCUUCCUUCAGUC